Molecule: messenger RNA, 796 nt
Organism: Juglans microcarpa x Juglans regia
Lineage: Eukaryota; Viridiplantae; Streptophyta; Magnoliopsida; Fagales; Juglandaceae
Exons: 1
Coding region: 239-445 (68 amino acids)
Source: RefSeq, a predicted model, not a curated record
AGCCAAGCGCGCUUUCGAUCGUACUAAUUUAAUGAUAUCUAACCACAAAUUAAAUUACCCCAACAUCAAUCCAACGGUCCCAAUCAUAUGAUGCUACACAAACUUGCUCGAUCUUUAACUCAGUUCCUGCAUUAUAUGAAGCAGCAGGACUGCUUCUUCCUCAUCAUCGUCUUCAUAUUUCGAAACGCAGUAAGUACUGAAGAGUCUGACGCAUACCCGGCCCGGCCCCCACGUAUCCAUGGUUUUUUUCUGCUUUAUGGUCGAUCAAGAGCGGAAAGUGAGCCGGAGCAAGCCGGCGGCAGGAAUCUGCUCGCGGUGCGGUGGCGGGGCAAGCGUGGCCGACAUGAAGACAGCUACGAGAUUUUGUUAUGUGCCUUUCUAUUGGAAGUCUUGGAAAGCCAUUAUUUGCACGUUUUGUGGAGCCAUUCUUCGAUCCUACCGAUAGAAGGAUGUUUCAUCGAUUCAUUAAUUUGCGCUUUUGUUUUUGUUUUGUUUUUUGAUUAAUUAGGUGUAAUAUUUACUUCUUGUGAGAUGAUCCAUGUUGGAAGUUAGGUGUCUAAUUAUUUGGUAGAAACUAACACAUUCUCGUUUAGUUUUAAUCUUUUCCCUGAUCUAGCUCUCACACAGAUCAAGUACAGAUGCAUUGUAGAAGGGCUAUGAGAGAGAGAGAGAGAGAGCAUGCGCAUUCAUGCAUUGUUCUUCCUUCACGCUUGAUUUCAGAUUACUUGUAAGAAAAGAGAACUUUCCUUCUCGUAACGUAAUUUUCAUAUUACAAACUCUCACUUUUGAUGGGCAA